Molecule: messenger RNA, 1029 nt
Organism: Chlorella variabilis
Lineage: Eukaryota; Viridiplantae; Chlorophyta; Trebouxiophyceae; Chlorellales; Chlorellaceae
Exons: 9
Coding region: 1-1029 (342 amino acids)
Molecular function (GO): S-adenosylmethionine-dependent methyltransferase activity
Source: RefSeq, a predicted model, not a curated record
AUGGCGGCUCAAGCAGCAGCGGCAGGCAGCCUGCAACAUGCUGCCUUCGUGUCAGGCCCGCCCAUGAGGCGGCCGGCACGGCGCCAGGCACCGGUCGCGGCAGCGCAGGCCAGCGGCGCCACCAACGUGAGCGGCGUGGCCGACAAGGCCAAGCCCGACUGGACGGGUGACGACACGCUGUCACGUGUGGUCAACGCAGCCAUCAACUUCAAGCCGCUCUUCGCGCUCAUGAAGCUGGGCGCGCGGCAGACGAUGAAGAGCACCGCCGAGAAGGCGGGGGUGCCGUGGUCGGCAAACGUGCGGGAGCUGGAGCAGUCGGAGGUGUUCCAGAUUAAGGAGGAGAUCGAGGACAAGGGGCUGGCCUACCCAGACUACUACACCGUGCCCUUCCACGGUUACAACGAGGGCAACCUCAACUGGCUGGCGGCAUUCGAGGUGGAGCCCGCCAGCGACGUUAUGGCGCUGCGGGUGUGGAAGACGGAGCAGCUGACACCGCUGCAGGCCAUGACGCGGCUGCGCAAGGCCAUCUACACCGCGAUCCGCGCUUUCCAGGCGCGCCACGACCUGCGCGAGGUGCGCGACAUGAUCGACAUCGGCUGCUCCGUGGGCGUGUCCACGCGCUGGCUGGCGGCAGAGUGGCCGCAGGCUCAGCGGCAGCGCAUCCGAUACAUGCACGCCAACAUGGAAUCCACGGGGCUGCCAGACGCCUCCUUCGACCUGGUGGCGGUGCAGUUUGUGGCGCACGAGUGCCCGGGCCGCGCCAUUGAGGGCCUGGUGCGCGAAUGCCGGCGCCUGCUGCGCCCCGGCGGCACGCUGGCCCUGUGCGACAACAACCCGCGCAGCAAGGUCAUCCAGAACCUGCCGCCCGUGCUGUUCACGCUGAUGAAGAGCACCGAGCCACACAGCGACGAGUACUACCAGUACGACAUAGAGGGGUGCAUGCAGGCGCAGGGCCUGCAGGGGGUGGGCACGGUGGAGAGCGACCCGCGGCACCGCGUCAUCCUGGGCUACCUGCCGCGGGACCAGUGA